GUCACCUUUGACCCUAGCGGCGCCCGCCUGCCCUGCCGCCGGCUGCCUGGCAACGGCGACGCGGAGCCGCCAUGGAGGCGGCGUCGCUACCUGCCGCGCUGGAGCUGGUGGCGGGUGGCGGUGCGGGACUGAGCCCCGAAAAGCGGGCAGUGCUGGGGUCCUCGCUGCUGCUCCUCCAACGCGACUACCGCUUCGAGCGGGUCUGGUUCUGGGGCUGCAUCCAGGGCGUGCGAGGCGCCUACUACAUCGCCGAGGGGCUGGGCUCCGACCGUGCAGCACCCCGCAGCCGCCUCUACAGCUUGAACUGCGUGGAAUGGAGCCUUCUGCCGCCAGUAACUGCGGAGAUGGCUGCGCAGGCUGAGCAGCUGAAGGGACGUUUCCAGGGCGAUCCUUCUUUUGAGUAUACAUACACCGAGACAAAAGAAGAUGCUGAAAGAUUGUCUGAAGAUGGUAAGGAGCCCACGAUCAAGGAGGAGGCUCGCCUGGUAGCUACAAUAGAGCAGAUAGACAAAGCAGUUGGCAUCAUCCCUCGAGGGGCAUUUUUGAAGACUCCUCGUGGGUCUGUGCAUGAAAACAGAAACUUUGAAGGUCUUUCUUUGACGGAGGCAAAGAAGUUAAGUUCCUAUUUCCAUUUUACUGUGCCUGUUAACCUGAAGAAUAAAACGGUGCUGGAAAAGGCUGACUUGGACCCAUCCACUGACUUUCUUGACUCUCUGGAGCAUGAUAUCCCACAAGCAUCCUGGACUAUUCAGCUAGAGAGGGGAGGCACUGUAGUGGUGCUGCGGAGCUUGCUGUGGCUGGGACUGACCUUCUAUCACAUCCCAAUGACCAAGCAAUACGGCUACAUCUACUUUGGCACUGGUGAGAAGAACUUUGAUCUGCCCUUCAUGCUGUGACUACUCUGUCUGGGAAGAAAACUCAGACAUUUAGGUUUUAAGUUUAGGAGAGUUUUGUUUCCUGUUUGUUUUAAUAAAUGUGUGAAACCUCUGAAA
This is a messenger RNA of Pogoniulus pusillus (Red-fronted tinkerbird), 992 nucleotides long. It is a transcript of the gene RSPH9, whose product is annotated as radial spoke head component 9. The coding region runs from base 72 to 896 and encodes 274 amino acids. The transcript has 5 exons. The record is from RefSeq and is a predicted model, not a curated record. Gene Ontology annotation, biological process: axoneme assembly; motile cilium assembly; cilium movement involved in cell motility. Gene Ontology annotation, cellular component: axoneme. Lineage: Eukaryota; Metazoa; Chordata; Aves; Piciformes; Lybiidae.